Molecule: messenger RNA, 1656 nt
Organism: Gastrolobium bilobum
Lineage: Eukaryota; Viridiplantae; Streptophyta; Magnoliopsida; Fabales; Fabaceae
Exons: 6
Coding region: 228-1427 (399 amino acids)
Source: RefSeq, a predicted model, not a curated record
GUUUACUUUCUAUCUUCCUCCUCGUACCGUACCCUUCUUCACAAGUCAUAAAACGCUAAGGAAUUGGGGUAUGGAAUGACUCCUCCUGCUUGUGGUUGAUGGGUGUUCUCUAAUUUUCUCAGGAACAAAUAAUCGGGUAGAACCACCUUGAAGUUGAGGCAAGAGGAAUUGUAACCUUACUCAAAUAAGAUAAUAUCAGGAGAAAUUACUAUUCUAAAAAGGAUAUUAUGAUCACUAUGGAUGUAAAAGGCAUAAAUUGGGUUGGAAAUAUGUACCAGAAAUUUGAGAAUUUGUGCCUUGAGGCAGAAGACAUGAUGUACGAGGACACAGUUAAAUACAUAGAGAAUCAGAUGCUGGCUGUUGGGACAAGUGUUAAAAAGUUGUAUUCAGAUAUUGUGCAAGAUUUACUUCCUCCAUCUUCAUGUGAUUUGGAUGAAAAGGUAGACUCCGAAUUGCCAAUAGAUCAAUAUACUGAUGCUGGGUUCUGUAAGAAACCAUUUCAAGUUCUCAAGAAAAGAUCUGCAAAGGCUGACACCAAGCAAACAACUGAGGAUUCAAGGAUUCAUCAAAAUGUUGAUAAUGAUGCCAUCCAUGCUGCAUCGUAUGAUGUAACUUGUGAGACUGAUGCUUCGUUCAUGUCAUCUUCAAGAAAUUCUGUCAAAGGAAGCAAUUUUAUUUCACAUUCAAGACAGUAUGUUGGGAGUAGGGAUAUUAAAUCAAACCUUGGUUUCUGUAAAAAUCAAGAAAAUAAAAAAAUGGCUGCAACAAAGAUAUUCGAUGAAAUCACUUUGGCAGAAACAGAUACAUGCAGGACAUCACAACCUUCUGAGAUCUCAAAAGAAAAUCAUAAUCAAAAUCAAAAUAGUGCAAUUAGUUUUUCAGAGCCAGCUUCAAGGCUUGCCUCUGUAGCAGACUGUUGUAAUGAAAUUGAAAAUGCUAGUACUAAACUAUUCCCCAAUAUUCCGGUACUAGAUAAAUCAGCUGAAGAGAAACAGAUUAAUACGAGUUCUUCCUCUCAUGUCCCAUUUGGAGAGUCCGUUGGUUUCUCCAUGGAUAAAACAAUACAGUCGGAUGAUUGUUCUGAUAGCAUGGUGGUUCUGUCUCACCCGGACCAAGGCCAUAAAGCCAUGCAACAAGAUCAUCUUAAGCUUGAUGAAACUUGUGUCAUGGUGACCGGAGAUGAACUUCAAUCAGUUCCCAAAGCAGGUGGUAAUCUAAAGACUAACAAGAAAAAGAAGCGGCAAGGGUUCUCUUUAUCUAAGAAGUGUUCAAGAAAACAAGAGUAUGAGGAGCUUGCAGCAUUGCAUGGGAACAGUGAAAAAGUGAAGGGAGAUUGCAUGGAGAAUAUAGAUCCAACUUUAGUGAAGGAUCAAAAGAAAUUAAUGCUUACUAGUAGUAUCUCUGAACCUGAGUGGGAGCUUCUCUAAAUACCAUGAUGAUUGAAGUUGUGGAUAACACAACCAUUCCUGUAAAUUAACAUUCACUCCUUAGUCCUUAUGAAGAAGAUUGAGAUGUUAGAGGCAUCCGCAAACUUUAUAUAAACUUGACGAAUGAGUGAAGGCUUAUUGGUAGGUGUGUUUUAAACUUAGUUUGAUAACCAUUUAUGGCUUAACUCGAAUCAAAACCAUGAGUUUUUGGUUUGGUUUGACCCUAAAC